AUGUUGUUGCUCAGUGGAGGGCAGCCUGCGCUUGGCCACAACGCCUGCCGUCACUUGUGUGCUCAUUUAAUUGGAUUGGCGAGAUGGGGCCGGCGGGGAGGUGGGGAGGGGAGUGUGUUCGAGGCCCUUACGAUGGCGAUGUGCACGACGAUGGCUCGAGAGGAUGCGCCGGUGUUUUGGUCGGAGCUUGGUGCAUGUGCGUCGGGUGUCGUUGGCGCCCGGGAUGUGGGGCGUGGCGGCGCCAGUCCGGCUGGGACUGACGCCCGGGGGCAACCUGGGGGCGCCUUUGUCCCUACCGCUGCUGGUGCCGCCGCAGAUUGCGAACGUGAAUCGGAGAUUCUUGUUCGGGAUGAUGUCUGCUCGUAA
Messenger RNA from Ostreobium quekettii, 366 nucleotides. Lineage: Eukaryota; Viridiplantae; Chlorophyta; Ulvophyceae; Bryopsidales; Ostreobiaceae. The record is from the annotation of a GenBank genome assembly.